AUGACAGUAUCCGAGAGUAUAAUACCUACAGAAAUCACCAGCAAAGAACAAGCACAAAAAUUAAUCGAUGAGCAUGAUAACUUCUUGUUCGAUUGUGACGGAGUGAUUUGGUUGGAUGAGAAAUUAAUUCCAGGAGUUCUCCAAACCAUCGAGUACUUAAAUUCUAAAAACAAGAGAUAUGUAUUUGUCACGAACAAUUCUUCUAAAUCGCGUCAAGAUUAUGUAGAGAAAUUUGAAAGAUUAGGAUUUAAGGGUAUUACGAAAGAUAUGAUAUACCCUACAUGUUAUGCGGCGGCCUUUAACUUGAAGGAACAUUUAAAAGUGCCGGAAGGGUCCAAGAUCUGGGUGUUGGGUGACAGUGGUAUUGAAGAUGAAUUACGAGAGGCUAAAUAUAUUCCAGUCGGUGGUACCGAUCCCCGUCUUAAUGAACCUUUUGACCCUCAUCACGAGCUACUUAAAGUUGAUCCUGACGUUAGGGCGGUCGUAGUAGGCUCUACAAAAGAUUUUAAUUAUAUGAGGAUUGCGCUGACUCUCCAAUACUUGCUUCAUGAUAACAAGGGCAUACCAUUUGUAGGUGCAAAUAUUGACAGAUCUUAUCCAUCUGAUGGCUUAAUCUUACCUGCUGGUGGAAGUGUUGUGAACUACAUGCAAUACACGGCUGACAGAGAUUUUAUCAACGUAGGGAAACCUAGUACCACCUUGUUAGAUGUUAUAUUAGAACACAGCAAGUUCGAGAAGGAAAAGACUAUUAUGGUAGGUGAUACGUUAUACACUGAUAUCAAAUUUGGUAUUGAUGGUCAGCUCGCAAAUUCUUUAUUAGUUCUCAGUGGGGGUACAACGAAACGCUAUUUUGAUAGUUUCUUAACCACAUCUUAUAAGGAGGAGGAAACCAGAAGCAUGACUCCACUGUGUUACAUAGAAUCAUUUGGUGAUAUUAUAGAUUUAAUUAAUUAG
Messenger RNA from Debaryomyces fabryi, 954 nucleotides. RefSeq lists its product as uncharacterized. Lineage: Eukaryota; Fungi; Ascomycota; Pichiomycetes; Serinales; Debaryomycetaceae. The record is from RefSeq and is a predicted model, not a curated record. The transcript has a single exon. Gene Ontology annotation, molecular function: alkaline phosphatase activity; phosphoglycolate phosphatase activity. Bases 1 to 954 code for a protein of 317 amino acids.